GCUGAAGCAGCGGGUAUGGAUCGCAGCGGGUUGUGUUUCCGGAAGCGUUUUUGGGGAGGAUAUCCACGCGGCUCCAAUUUCAGGGUUGCGAUUGGGAACAGAACUGCCAAGGGGAAAGAAGAGUUCCGAAAGUAUCAUGCCGCAGCCAUUAAUGUGCCUGGCUUAUGUCCAGCAACUAGAAACAAGCUGUUUAAAACUGGUGCAACUGGAUCUGGAACUGGACAGGACUGGAAAACAGGUGAGUAGACAAAUCUUCACUUUUUGUCUGUGUAUCAUGCUCCAUAAAUAGUAAACCA
Messenger RNA from Rosa chinensis, 296 nucleotides. Its product is annotated as bifunctional nitrilase/nitrile hydratase NIT4B-like. The coding region runs from base 16 to 246 and encodes 76 amino acids. Gene Ontology annotation, biological process: detoxification of nitrogen compound. Lineage: Eukaryota; Viridiplantae; Streptophyta; Magnoliopsida; Rosales; Rosaceae. The record is from RefSeq and is a predicted model, not a curated record. The transcript is spliced from 2 exons. Gene Ontology annotation, molecular function: nitrile hydratase activity; nitrilase activity.